UAGUUAAGCUUGGUACCGAGCUCGGAUCCAGUACCCUUCACCAUGGCGCAGGAUAUCAAAAUCAUGAACCUGACCAAGUCCAGCCUGGAGGCCCUGAACAGAAACCAAAUGCUCUCCAAAAAGAGCAGUAGGAAAAUUCUGAAGAUAUGCAUGUACGCAAUUCUGACAUUUGCAAUGUGCGGUGUGGUGUUGAUAUGCCUCACUGCCAUGUCGAACAGUGAUGGGAGCCUUACCCAGAGUGGCAGCCAUAACCAGAGCGGCAGCCUGAAGGGUCUCUCUUCCACCCCUGGUGAUGGAGAAAUCCUCAACAAGGCUGAAAUAGAAACGCUGAGAUUUAUCUUUUCAAAUUACCCCCACGGGAAUAGAGAUCCAACUGGUGAUGAUGUGGAAAAACCAGCAGAUGCCGCCUUACCAAAUGAAGAGGAUCAAAAGGUAAAAAUUGCAGACGCGGGAAAGCACAUCAAAUUGAUGAAGCAGUACAACGAAAUUGUGGCGGACAUGAGUGAGGACAACAAAGAACAGCUAGCCAAAAUGUUGAGGGAACUUUUGAAAAAAAAAAUAAAUGAAAGGAAGAAGAAGAGAGAAGACCCAAAUGGUAAUAAUGAAGAAGGGAAAGAAGUUAUCAAUAUAAGUGUGCCAAGUUUUAAUUACAAACGAGUCAGCGCCAACCAAGAUGAUAGUGACGACGAGGAAGAGGUGAGUGUGGCGCAGAUAGAAGGCCUAUUCGUCAACCUGAAAUAUGCCUCGAAAUUUUUCAACUUCAUGAACAAGUAUAAAAGAAGCUAUAAAGACAUCAACGAGCAGAUGGAGAAAUAUAAAAACUUCAAAAUGAAUUAUCUCAAAAUUAAGAAGCAUAAUGAAACGAAUCAAAUGUACAAAAUGAAGGUAAACCAGUUU
Plasmodium vivax (malaria parasite P. vivax) is the source of this 897-nucleotide messenger RNA. RefSeq names its product vivapain-1. The record is from RefSeq and is a predicted model, not a curated record. The transcript has a single exon. NCBI's taxonomy places the organism in Eukaryota, Apicomplexa, Aconoidasida, Haemosporida, Plasmodiidae. The annotation marks the transcript as partial.